CAGAUCAUUUUGCUGAAAGAUCGCAGUCAGUUCCUCUUGCCAUGAAGAGAGUUGCUCUUCUUUUCCUGGUAGUGAUCUGUGGCAUGGGAGGAUUGGGACAAAAGCUGAAACCAAAGAAAAGAAGCAAUGGUGAAGAAAUCAAUUUUCGGACUAAAAACAAAGACGUCUGUACAAUGAGCAUAAGUGGGGAUGAAGAGAUGAAAGCAAGAAUUGAAUGCAAAGGCCAAGGCAAGUCCUACUGGUGUGAAUACACUGGCAUGCCGUUGCUCUGUAGUCCUUUCCGAAACAAUCCAAAGAUGUACUGGAAUCAGAUCGUCAUGGAACUCAGAAAGCUCCCUCAUGCCUGCGAAUCUACACAAAUGUUGAAGGCCAGCAUGUGCCAAAAGGCUCCUGUGGAUGCUCUCAUGAAGCAAGUAGCUGCUGGCGUAGAGCCGGAAGAUUUAGCAAAUCGGGACAAAUCAUCCCAGAAAACUUCAGCUUCUGUGAGAGGAGCUGGGAAGAGCUCUGUUAAGAAAACAGGGAAACCUGCAAUGUUACCUCGUAUAAAACCAACCCACUCUGGUCAAGGUUCUGAAAAUGAAACCGAAGCAAUGAAAUUGGCACGGGAACAUUGCUGGGAAUCCCUGCACGAGUUCUGCUCCUACAUUAUUGGCUUCUUUAGAGGCUAA
Molecule: messenger RNA, 668 nt
Organism: Phasianus colchicus (ring-necked pheasant)
Lineage: Eukaryota; Metazoa; Chordata; Aves; Galliformes; Phasianidae
Gene: FGFBP2
Product: fibroblast growth factor binding protein 2
Biological process (GO): cell-cell signaling
Molecular function (GO): growth factor binding
Source: RefSeq, a predicted model, not a curated record